Messenger RNA from Hemibagrus wyckioides, 3310 nucleotides. It is a transcript of the gene th, whose product is annotated as tyrosine hydroxylase. Gene Ontology annotation, cellular component: perikaryon; cytoplasm; axon. The coding region runs from base 77 to 1546 and encodes 489 amino acids. The record is from RefSeq and is a predicted model, not a curated record. The transcript has 13 exons. Gene Ontology annotation, biological process: dopamine biosynthetic process from tyrosine. Gene Ontology annotation, molecular function: tyrosine 3-monooxygenase activity; iron ion binding. Lineage: Eukaryota; Metazoa; Chordata; Actinopteri; Siluriformes; Bagridae.
UCACUGAUGGAAAAACACACGAGCGUUCCCGAGACAUCUCUGGGCUUGUGAACAGCGAGAUCACUAGAAACCGAGAAUGCCAAAUUCAACCAGUUCCACUUCCUCUACCAAAAGCAUGAGGAGAGCAGGCUCUGAACUGGAGCGCUCCGACUCCGUCACGUCUCAGCCUCGCUUCGUGGGGCGCAGGCAGAGUCUGAUCGAGGACGCGCGGAAGGAGAGAGAAGCGGCGGCGGCGGCUGAAGCGGUGGAGGCGAACGAGCACAUCGUGUUUCAGGAGGACGACGGAAAAGCACUCCUAAAUCUCUUCUUCACCCUGAGAGCCUCCAAAAGUCCGUCUCUCUCUCGCAUUCUGAAGGUCUUCGAGACAUUUGAAGCCAAGAUGCACCAUCUUGAGACCAGAGUGAGCCAUAAACCUAAAGACAGCCCACAGGAUCUGGAUUAUUUUGUGCGCUGUGAAGUUCAUCUAUCAGAUGUAAAUACCCUUGUCAGUUCCCUGAAAAGGAUUGCAGAUGAUGUCAGAACCACUAAAGAGAUGAAAUUUCACUGGUUUCCAAAGAAAAUUGCAGAGCUGGAUAAAUGCCAUCAUCUGGUGAAUAAAUUUGAUCCAGAUUUGGAUCAGGAUCAUCCAGGAUUUACAGAUCCUGUGUACAGAAAACGACGAAAACAGAUUGGGGAUAUCGCUUUCAAAUAUAAGCAUGGGGAAACAAUCCCUCGGGUGGAGUACAAACAAGAGGAAAUUGAAACUUGGCGAGAGGUCUACUCUACCCUCAGAGAUCUGUACACCACCCAUGCGUGUAAUGAGUAUUUAGAGGCUUUUAGGCUGCUGGAGAAACACUGUGGUUACAGUCCUGAUAGCAUUCCUCAACUAGAGGACGUCUCAUGCUUUUUGAAAGAGCGUACAGGGUUCCAGCUGAGGCCUGUGGCAGGUUUGCUGUCAGCACGAGACUUUCUGGCCAGCCUGGCUUUCCGUGUGUUUCAGUGUACGCAGUAUAUUCGCCAUGCCUCUGCACCCAUGCACUCCCCUGAACCGGACUGUGUUCAUGAACUCCUGGGCCAUGUUCCUAUGCUGGCUGAUAAAUCAUUUGCUCAGUUUUCCCAGAACAUUGGACUUGCCUCUCUUGGUGCUUCAGAGGAUGACAUUGAGAAACUGUCAACACUUUAUUGGUUCACAGUAGAGUUUGGAUUGUGUAAGCAGGGAGACACAUUGAAAGCUUAUGGAGCAGGCCUUCUUUCCUCCUACGGUGAGCUGGUGCAUGCACUUUCAGACGAGACAGAGAAACGAGAGUUUGACCCAGACACUGUAGCUGUGCAGCCAUACCAAGAUCAGACCUACCAGUCUGUCUAUUUUGUGUCUGGGAGCUUUUCUGAUGCUAAAGAUAAACUGAGAAUGUAUUCAAUUGGGAUCAAGAGGCCAUUUUCAGUGAGGUUUGACCCAUACACAAACAGCAUAGAAGUUCUUGACAACCCACUGAAGAUCAGAGGAGGACUGGAGUCAGUGAAAGACGAUCUGAAGGUCCUUACGGAUGCCUUGCAUGUACUGGCCUGAGUUUACUGGUUCGUGCCACCUGCUGCCCUGAUCCUCAGUGUUUACUAUGUGCCAUUUACUUUUUACUGUGUGCCAUUGCGUGUAUGUAUCUGCUAAAGGUGUUGCUUUUAAAAAGCUCUGUGGCAACAAAAUGACCUCAUGCUGGAAUUUGUUUCUAAAGACCUCAAUGGAUCGUUUUGUGACUUUCAUUUUUGUGUCAAAAACGACUGUCAUAUUAAAAUGUUAGACACCAAAUACUAGGGAUCAAGAAUAAAAUUAAAUAUUAUUCUUUAGGUAAUGCUGAGCUCUGAAAAAUAAAUGAAUAUAUAUGAAAUAACAAAUGAAAAGUAUAAAAUUCUAAAUUAUGAAUAUUUGAGUAUUUUUAAACAUAUACUCUGCUUAUGUGUAAAAAAUAUACUUGUUUACAGUCGGUGAAUAUGUCUCAUUAGUGCCUCAGAGUGCACUAUGUGAUUUUCCAAUUGAGAAUUUAUCUAGAAAUAACUGAAAAAAAUUGGUUUGAGUGCCACAGUGAUGAUGCUUCAGCUAUCUUUUGCAGGUGGAUGUGUUUUAUUCAUCGUGGUGGCUGAUAUCAAACAGCAUUUCUGCUCUACUUGCCAUUGAGGCAAUCAAGUGCUGCUCAUAAAACAACAGCAAAUAUUAACAAGAUAUAAAAUUAAACUAUUUGAAAAGGCUGACCACAAGUGUCUUAUUGCUCUCUUACUAAAAUAUCCAAAUUAGUAAGCGAUUAAAUACUAAAGUAAUGAUGAUCUCUGAAACUGUUUCAUAUGGAAUAUACUCAUACUAUUAUGUGACACACUACAUACUCUAUAUACUUUUACUGUUAAAGAAAACGACAUUGACAUUGAAAAUGACAUUGAAAUUAGCUCUAGAACUUUAUAAUUAACAUGAUCUUUAAUACUGUCCAAGAUUUUUGUUAUAAUUAACUUCUUAGUCUUUAAGUCUGUCCAGCUCCCCCACAUCCACGACUGUACACUCUGCUCAAAAAGAUCAAUAUUCAAAGCUCCAGCUUGCAUGUUAAUACCACUGGCAAUGCCUCUGUGCUUGUCAUCUCACAGAUCGUUAACUAGCCAAAUGAUGUCUUUGCUGUAACUCAGUGUGACCUUUUUUUUUAUGGCUGCAUUUCUUUCUGGAACGUUGAGUCCAGUGUUUGAGUCCAGUGUCUCCAGUUGCUAGACUGAAUUUCUCAUUAAUAUGAGAGUAAACAUGGCUGGAAAAUGGUGAUUGAAAACAGAAGCUCUUGUUCUCUUGUUUUAAGGCAAAGCCUGAACAUUAACCCUCGUAGUUGAGAUCGUUGAAGUUUUUUCUCCUACUGAGUGUCACGUAACCGUGCUAGCAAUGCCCUGCCAAUGUGGCACACAACCAAUACCUUCUCACAGCAUCAUUCAACAAAUUAGCAGCAGAAGUGCUAAACAAAUCACAAAUAAUUCAGUAUUAAUAUAUACAAAUUUGUGGGUAGAGUUUUCUUUUAAUCUGCUAUGAAUGAGUGAAUUACAAUGAGUUCAAAAUGAACAGCAAGCAAACGUAGUUUCUUUCCUUCUAGCAUAACAAAUCUUCAGUCUGUUAAAAGUGACUGAAUGAUAGCUGUGUAUGAUGGAGUGAUAAACCAGGCCCAUGAAAAAAUGUUUGAUUCACUGCCUUGUGUUUUCAAUGUGCUACAUUAACAGUGGAUUCGGUUAAUCAGCAUCAGCCAUUUCUGUGCUUCAUCUAUGCCAAUUUUAUCUUUUGAAUAUCUUAAUUACAUUUGGAUUUGAGAAUGACUAUGUA